Messenger RNA from Gongylonema pulchrum, 732 nucleotides. The record is from the annotation of a GenBank genome assembly. Lineage: Eukaryota; Metazoa; Nematoda; Chromadorea; Rhabditida; Gongylonematidae.
GUUGGUCGGAACUUGUGGGAUCUGAGAAUUGAGCGCCCCCAACAACGAUUCACAUUAAACACGUCACUGAAAAUUGCGGAACAAUGCCUUGAAUCAAUUGAGCAUUUGCACACGGUUGGAUUCCUGCACAGAGACAUAAAACCAGGCAAUUUCGCGAUUGGGCGACCGGAAGCAAACGAACAUCACACUGUUUUCAUGCUCGAUUUUGGACUGUGCAGGCAGUUCAGUUCGGGGAGCAAAGAUUUACGACUACCACGUGCUUCAGCCCCAUUCCGUGGUACCACUCGUUAUGCAUCAAUUGCGGCGUUGCGACAAAUGGAACAGUCUCGAAAAGACGAUGUCGAAUCAUGGUUGUACAUCACCGUCGAGUGGACUGCUGGCUCUUUGCCCUGGAGAAAGCUGAAGGGGCCCGAUAAAGAGGAGGUGUUACAGUGGAAAGAAGAGGUGCGCGAGGGCGAAGCGAUGGAUGAUUUCUUUAAAGAUUGCCCGAAACGAGAAUUUUCAACAAUAAUGAAGUAUAUCGAUUCGCUAGAGUACGAAAGCAUCCCGGAUUAUGAUCAUAUCUACUACUGUAUACAACACGCUGCCAAGGCGCAUCAUAUAGCACCGGACGAUCCGCUUGAUUGGGAUCCAGCACAUAAGUACCAUGGGCCAAUGAUAAAUCUCAACGAACGUCGAAACAGGAAAGACGAUAGGCACCUGGUCACCGCACGAACACAACGUUCCACUUGA